This is a messenger RNA of Pollicipes pollicipes, 831 nucleotides long. Its product is annotated as putative G-protein coupled receptor B0563.6. Lineage: Eukaryota; Metazoa; Arthropoda; Thecostraca; Pollicipedomorpha; Pollicipedidae. Gene Ontology annotation, biological process: G protein-coupled receptor signaling pathway. The transcript is spliced from 4 exons. The coding region runs from base 1 to 831 and encodes 276 amino acids. Gene Ontology annotation, molecular function: G protein-coupled receptor activity. The record is from RefSeq and is a predicted model, not a curated record. Gene Ontology annotation, cellular component: membrane.
AUGCUGGAGAGUGGGUACGCCACGUCGUCGCUGGUCGCGCUGCUGCUGGCCGUGCCGUUCUGCCUGCGGAUGUUACACGGCGAGACGCGCUCCUGGUCGCAGUACGGCGUCGCCGUCUAUUUCGCCCGACUCGAGCUCUACCUGGGAAACGGCUUCAUCGGCCUGUCCGUGCUGAUGCUGGUGGCGCUGACAACAGAGCGAUACAUCAGUGUGUGUCACCCGGUCCGCGCUCACAACCAGACCAACGAGGGCCGGCGGGCGCGGCUCACCCUGGCCCUGCUGCCCGUCUGCACCUUCAUCAUCUUCUCCCCCUACACGCUCCGUAACAGCGUCACCGCCUGCCUCGCCAGCGACAACAGCACCACCUACCGCAUCGCCGAGAAUCUGGCCUUCACCCAGUCCGUCUACUACCUCGUCUACAAGUGGACGCUCAAGAUUCUGUACAAGAUCGCACCGACAGUGGCCGUCACCUACCUGAACCUGCAGAUCUACUGGUCGUACCGGCGCGUGUGUCGGAAGCGGCGGGCGCUGGUCCAGCUGUCCCGCGAGCAGCGUGCGCAGCAGACAGACGAGCACCGGCUCAUGAUGCUGCUCGGCUCCACGGCCACGCUGUUCUUCUUCUGCAACCUGCCUAUGGUCAUCCUGAGCGUGUCCUUCACGCAAGCCAUGAUCCGGUCGUACUCGUUCCAGGUGUUCCGCGCCGUCUCCAACGUGCUCGAGAUCGUGAACUAUUCGCUUACUUUCUACAUCUACUGCCUGUUCACCAAGGAGUUCCGCGACACGUUCUUCAAGACGAUCGGGCCUGCAUACAAGUUCUCGGAGAACUCGUAG